AUGCCCUGCCGGUUGAAAAGCGGAAGAGCAGCGACAACGCUCGCGGACAAGCACACCACUGUCACUCCCGAAAGUAUUAUGGCGUAUGCCGAAACAGAAAACAACCAGACCGUUCUGCUUGAAGUGAUCACAGACUUAGCCGACGUGUUCGCCGAGAAAGAAGGUUGCGCUGAUGCAAGAGACCUCAUGCGUAUUCCCUCAAGGAUGAUUGGCAAGACAAGAAAGUGGUCGCCAAAAAUACACCCGCUGUCAAAUCCAGAUCGUCAAGCAAUGGACGAGCAACUCGACAAGCUACACAACCAAAGCAGAAUGAUGUGGUCGAACCAAGCCACACCUUUUGGCGCGCCUGUUUUUGUUGUUAAGCCCACUAUGCCCGACGGUUCAAAUUCGUCCCUAGUAGUUGUCGCCGUGCGCAACCUGAACACUUGGACAGUGCGUGAUUCUUACCCACUUCUCAGACAGGAGGAUACCAUCAAACUCACGUAUCACAAUGCGAACGACCUUUCAAUGGCGAGUAUAAUGGAUACCAACACCCGGCCAUUCCACUUUGACGGCUUCUACCAUGACCCACCACUUCCUAUCCUUUCCGACCACAUUGUGGAUAUCGAGCAGUUUAGCGGGGUCUGCUGGCAUCAACAACUUGGAUCCUGUCCCGUCACCGACACUGAACAUUGUCGAAAUGCUACACUGCAGCGGCAGAGAAACACCCCCGGCCCCUCACCAUUCUCCUCGAGAUUUCAGUUGAGGUCCAAGUGGUCAACGACCACCGAUACGACGUUGAGGGCGAGGAUCACCACUGCGCUACAUGGACUACGCAGCUCACAUCCCCGAUGGGAACAAGCAAGGCAGCGAGAUAUGCAGCCGGGUGAUAUUGACCUGGGCAAUGUAACUCUGCUUUCGGGAAGACCAGUAGCUGCCCUUCAGGUUCUGAACUCCAAAGGAGAGUGGAAGUGGGUCCGGGCGUGGACGGGAGGAUCACAAUCAACAGGCAGCACUCUGCUCUCACGGGCGGCUUGA
Penicillium cinerascens is the source of this 1017-nucleotide messenger RNA. RefSeq lists its product as uncharacterized. Lineage: Eukaryota; Fungi; Ascomycota; Eurotiomycetes; Eurotiales; Aspergillaceae. The record is from RefSeq and is a predicted model, not a curated record. The transcript is spliced from 2 exons. The coding region runs from base 1 to 1017 and encodes 338 amino acids.